AUGAAUAUAGGUUGGAUGACAGAUCUCGAAAAUUUAAUUGAAAGAAAAAGAAAUUAUAAAAAAAAUGAAACUGAACUAAUAAAAAAAAAAAAACUAAAUGAAACAAAUAAUUAUAUGAUUAAUAAUUGUUAUGAAAACAAUUAUAAUUUAUAUAAAUAUAAUAUAAAUAAAGAAGUUUUAGAAAAUUAUCGGAAAGAAAACAUAAAUGAAUUAUAUAAAUGGCAAGAUGAAUGUUUAAGUAAAUUAAAAACAGUUGAUUGGGAUAAAGGGGAAAACUUUAUAUAUGUAGCACCAACUUCAGGAGGAAAAACUUUAGUAGCUGAAAUUUUUGCCUUUGAAGAAGUUGAAAAAAUAGAAUGUAUAUUUUUUUUAUUACCUUUAAAUUCUUUAAUAAAUGAAAAAAUAGACUAUUUUAAAAAAAUAUGUAAAAAUACCAAUAUAAAAAUAGGUAGUGAAAUGGAUGAUAAUAAUAUAAUUUUAUGCACAUAUGAAAAAUUGAAUAACUAUAUGAAUAAAAAAAAAAUAAAUUGUAAUAAUAGCUAUAUAGUAAUAAUUGAUGAAUUUCAUUUAAUAAAUGAAGAACCAAGAGGGAUUUAUAUAGAAAAUAUUAUUUCAAAAAUUUUAUAUUUAAAUAAAAAUUCAGCGAAAAUAAAAAUUAUAUGUAUGAGUGGAACGUUAAAUAAUAUUCCUAUCUUAAAAAAAUGGUUAAACGCAAAAAUAUAUAUUUCAUCAUAUAGACCUCAAGAAAUAAAAGAGCACUAUAUAUGUAAUUAUGAUAUUUUUAAAAAAGAAAAAGAAAACUUUUCUUAUUUUUGUAAUACUUAUGAUUUUUUCAAAUUAUAUAAUAACAAUAAUAAUAACAACAAUAAUAGCAGUACUAAUAAUAAUAUUAAUGAUAUUACUACUAAUAGUAAUAAUGAAAGUAAAUGCAUUAGUCAGUUCAAUACAAAAAGUAAAAUUCAUUCGUUCUUAAUAAACAAAAAUAAAAUUUUAAAUAAUAGUUUAAUUCAUUCAUUAUUGUGUCUUUCUAUUCAUAGUUUAGAUAACAAUUUAAACACAUUGAUAUUUUGCUCUACUAAAAAAAAUUGUGAAUUUUACAUUAAUAUAAUAAAUAAAUUUCUAAAUGUUAAUCCUUAUCAUAAGACUUCUGAAGAUACUCAAAUAAAAAGAAAAAAGUUAAAUGAGAAAAUAUUUCUUAUUGAUAAGCACAUAUAUAAUAAAAUGAAUAAAUUAAUAAGUAAUGGAAUUUGUUACUACCAUAGUGACAUCAAUAUCUCUGUUAAAAAGUUACUUGAAAUAUCUUUUAAAGAAAAAACAUUAUUUUUAUUAACUUGUACAUCAACUUUAUCAGUUGGAUUAAAUUUACUAGUUGAUAGGGUUAUCAUAUCUUCCCCUUUUAUUGCUCAACAUUUUUUAUCUAUUACCCAAUAUAAACAAAUGAUUGGUCGCGCUGCUAGAUUAAAAAAAGGAGACUCAAUUAUUAUAGUUGAAAAAGAGCAUGAAAAAACUUUGUUAGAAGUUUUUAAGCAAGAUUUUACAAAUAUAAAAAGUACUAUGAAUAAUUCUUUAGAAUCUCUUGAAAAAUACAUUAUUGAAUUUAUAUGCUUAUAUUAUCAAAAAUUAUCUUUUAAUAAUAUUAUUCACAUGCUAUCAUUUUCUUUGUAUUAUAAUGAAGUUGUAAGUAGUAAGCGAGAAGAAAAAAAAGAAUUAUUAAUUUCUCUUUUGAAUGAAGAAGAAAAAAAAAGAGGGAAUAAUUAUAGAGAACUUUUCGAAAUAAAUAUAAAAGAUUUAACAGAAGAAGAAAUAUUUUUUUAUAACAAAAAAAAGGAAGAAAUACAUAAAGUAAUAAAUAAUUUACUGAAACAUAAAUGUAUAGAAAUAAAAAAUAAAAAUUUUGAAAUAACUAAUUUUUGCAAAUCGUUAUGCAUAAGUAACUUCACGUUAUCAUAUGGCAUAGAAUUAUUAAAUGAAAUAAAAAGUUUUGAAAAAAUAUUUUUAUAUAAUAAUUUUCAUUUAUGUUAUUUAUGUUCUUCUUGUAAUAUAAACAUCACAUCGUUUAAUUAUAACUUGCCAUUUUUAAAAAAUUUAAUAUCAAUGAUUUCUGAUAAUUACACAAGAAAUAUAAUUUUUCAAAUAUUAAAAUUUGAUAGCGAUAUAAUAAAUAUGCUAAAUUUAAAAAAUCAAAAUAUAUAUAACAAAAAAAAAUUAUUUUUCAAUGAUAAUGCACUUCAAGGAAAAUACUGUAAAUUGUAUAUGUCUAUUUUAUUAUAUAUGUAUUUGGAAGAAAAUAAUUUUUCUUUUAUAUGUAGUACUUUUAAAAUAACGAUAGAUGUUUUACAAUCUAUUUUACAGUAUACUUAUAUGUAUAUUCACAUUUUAAUUGCAUUUUAUUAUCAAAUAGAUGAAUGGAUGAUAGCAAGCUUUUUAAAAAAAUUUCUUCAAUAUUUUAAAAAUUCCAAAGCAUUAUCCAGUCAUCAUUAUGAUAUUUCUCAAGCUAAUAAUUUGAAAUAUACUCACAAUUUUCAAAAAAAAAAAAUGCAAAAGAAAAGUACUGCAUAA
Messenger RNA from Plasmodium relictum, 2559 nucleotides. Its product is annotated as DEAD/DEAH box helicase, putative. Gene Ontology annotation, molecular function: ATP binding; nucleic acid binding. NCBI's taxonomy places the organism in Eukaryota, Apicomplexa, Aconoidasida, Haemosporida, Plasmodiidae. Bases 1 to 2559 code for a protein of 852 amino acids. The transcript has a single exon. The record is from RefSeq and is a predicted model, not a curated record.